Molecule: messenger RNA, 491 nt
Organism: Drosophila serrata
Lineage: Eukaryota; Metazoa; Arthropoda; Insecta; Diptera; Drosophilidae
Product: acidic proline-rich protein HP43A-like
Source: RefSeq, a predicted model, not a curated record
UUUCAUUGUGCUUCCAGCCAUCGCCAAGCCAACACUAAAGCCAUCAUGAAGUUCUUCCCGGUAGUGGUCCUCCUAUCAGCCUGUCUCCUGAUUGGAGUCAAUGGUCACCAGGAUUCGACUCGCUCGGGUCCUCCGCAACCCAAGGGUGAUUACCAAACCGAUAGGCCACUAAAGAGUGAUUACCAAACCGAUAGGCCACCAAAGAGUGAUUACCAAUCCGAUAGGCCACCUAAGAGUGAUUACCAAUCCGAUAGGCCACCAAAGGGUGAUUACCAAUCCGAUAGGCCACCAAAGGGUGAUUACCAAUCCGAUAGGCCACCAAAGGGUGAUUACCAAUCCGAUAGGCCACCAAAGGGUGAUUACCAAUCCGGAGGGCCACCAAAGAGUGACUACUCCAUAGGGUAACUACUUUUCCGAUAAGUCAUCUAGCUCUGGCUAAAAUGUAACUAUCAGAAGAUUUUUGCGCCAAAAUGCCAAAAAUAUAAAUAAAA